Molecule: messenger RNA, 2553 nt
Organism: Sarcophilus harrisii (Tasmanian devil)
Lineage: Eukaryota; Metazoa; Chordata; Mammalia; Dasyuromorphia; Dasyuridae
Product: zinc finger protein 2 homolog
Exons: 5
Coding region: 60-2492 (810 amino acids)
Biological process (GO): regulation of transcription by RNA polymerase II
Cellular component (GO): nucleus
Molecular function (GO): RNA polymerase II cis-regulatory region sequence-specific DNA binding; DNA-binding transcription activator activity, RNA polymerase II-specific
Source: RefSeq, a predicted model, not a curated record
GUGGGAAUAAUUGGGGAGUGCGCUUGCGCAAUAGUAGGCCGUGGACUACAUUUCCCAGGAUGUCAGGCGGCAGAACCAUGCACUAUUUCCCAGAAUCCAUUCCGGAGUCAUCUCUCCAAGCACGCAUGUCCUGCUUGUUCCAAUUCGAAUUGUCCCUCACCCCAGUGGCUUCUGGGCAUCGUAGUUCCGGGCUCGGUUUGCGCAGUCGCAGCUUAGAAGUGAGUGGGCGGGGCAGGGCUUUCCGCCCUUACUUCUUCGCCGAGCUCAGUGCAGUUCUGGCUUCUCAAGAUUCUGCUGUUCCCCAAGAAAAGAAAAUCAAGGAGGAGAUGGAAAUGACUUCUGGUCUCUUACCACCCACAUCCCAGGUAUCACUCACCUUCCAAGAUGUGACUGUGGACUUCUCCCAAGAGGAAUGGGACCGCUUGGAACCUGCCCAGAAAGACAUGUACAGGGAUGUGAUGCUGGAGAACUACGAGAAUUUUGUCUUCCUCGGGCUUCCAGUUUCCAAACCAGAUGUGAUCUCCCAUCUAGAAAGAAGAGAAGCCCCGUGGAUGACAGAAAGUGAAGUCCUGAUCAGCACUUAUCUAGAUUCCCUUAUUCAGAAGACAGGAUAUGAAAUCGAGGAAUCAGUUCCAAAGCAAUAUAUUUCUAUGGGAGAAUCAUCCAAUGAAUUACUCACAAAGGAGGGUCCCUGGAAUUCCAGUUUGGGAGAAGGUUGGGAUCAUAAUGUCAGGUUAGAGAGACAAAUGGGAAACCAAGAGAGACAGACAAGGCAGGUGCCUGUCACUCACAACUAUAAUAUAUUUGGGAGAAAGCUCAUUCUAGGGUCUUUCCUCAUUCCACAACUGAGUUUUCCUAGAGGAGAAAGUCUCCAUAAGUAUGAUACACUUGGAGAGAGUUUCAAACAAUUUUCAGAUCUAAUUAAAUAUAAUAGAAUUGAAUUAGGAAAGAAACUUUGUAAAUAUAGUAAGUAUAGGAAACCCUUCAAUUAUCAGUCAAAUCUACUUCAUUACUAUAGAACACAUACUAGAGGAAGACCUCUGAAAUGUAAUGAAUGUGGCAGAAUUUUUCAUAGCAUCUUAAAUCUCACCAUACAUCAGAGAAGUCAUGCUGGAGGGAAACUCUUUGUAUGUGAUGAAUGUGGAAAAGCCUUUAGCCAGAAAGAAAACCUUGAUACACAUAAGAUAUUCCAUACUGAAGAAAAACUCUUUCCAUGUAAUGCAUGUGAGAAAGCCUUCAGUAACAAUUCACGUCUUAUUGUGCAUCAAAGAAUUCAUACUGGUGAGAAACCUUAUAUAUGUAAUGAAUGUGGAAAAGCCUUCAGCCAGAAGGGAAACCUUAAAACACAUAAAAGAAUUCAUACAGGGGAGAAACCUUUUGAAUGUAAUGAAUGUGGAAAAGUCUUCAGCAGUAAUAGACACCUAACUCGACAUCAACGCAUUCAUUCUCAAGAGAAACCAUAUGUAUUGAAUACAUAUGGUAAAGCUUUCAACAGCACCUCUUACCUUACUAAACGUAGAGUAAUUAAUAAUAAUAAUAAUACUGGAGAGAAACCUUUUAAAUGUUAUGAAUGUGGAAAAGGCUUCAGGUACAGUUCUUCUCUUAUGCAGCAUCAGAGAAUUCAUACUGGUGAGAAACCCUUUAUUUGUAAUGAAUGUGGAAAAGCCUUCAACCAGAAGGGAAUCCUUAAUACUCAUAAAAUAACUCAUACUGGAGAGAAACGCUUUCAAUGUAAUGCAUGUGGGAGAGCCUUCAGGCACCGUUCAUCCCUUAUGCGACAUCAGAGAAUUCAUACUGGAGAGAAACCCUAUAAAUGUAAUCAGUGUGAUAAAGCCUUUAGCCAGAAGGGAGGCCUUAAUGCACAUAAGAUUGCCCAUACUGGAGAGAAACACUUUGAAUGUAGUGAAUGUGGAAAAGGCUUCCGAUAUUGCUCAUUCUUGGUGCAACAUCAGAGAAUUCAUACUGGUGAGAAGCCCUAUAUAUGCAAUGAUUGUGGGAAAGCCUUUGGCCGGAAGGGAAGCCUUAAUACGCAUAAGAGAAUUCACACUGGUGAAACUCCUUUUGGAUGUAAUGAAUGUGAGAAAGCCUUCACCAAUAACCAGAGCUUAGCUCGACAUCAAAUAUUCUCUCAUAUUCGAGAGAAACCCUUUCAUUGUAAUGAAUGUCAGAAGUCUUUCAGUCAGAGAGGAGAUCUUAAUAAACAUAAGAGAAUUCAUACUGGAGAGAAACCUUUUCAGUGUGAAGAGUGUGGGAAAGCUUUUACCCGUAGUGAAAAUCUCAAAGGACAUAAGAAAAUUCAUACUGAAGAGAAGCCAUUUCAGUGUGACGAAUGUGAGAAAGCUUUCAAAUGGAGUGGAAACCUUAAAGAACAUAAAAAAACUCAUGCUGGGAUGAAGCUCUUUGAAUGGAAUGAAAGAGGAAAUGUUUAUAGUCCAAACUUUGUUGCAUAUGACAAAAUUCAUAAUAGAGAGAACCCCUUUGAAUAUAAGUAAAUGUGAGAAAACUUUCAGAAAUAGCUCAUUGCUUUAAAAAAAAAAAAAAGAGAACUUCUAC